CGGACGCACACACCUCAACGGUCGAGAUGCCCCCAACGCCCGUCGAUCCGACGGCGGAGAAAACUCCGGGGAUAACUCCAGAAACCCGCGUGAGGCGGCGUGCGGGUCACGUGACUCGCCACGUUCUUCUAUAUUUUCUCCCCCCUUCCUCCGCCUCCGGCGGACCGACCGGACGGUGGCUGCUCGCGCCAUCUCUGUCAGCUCCGGUGGCUCGCCGGCGCAAAUUAACCCUAUCCCCGUGGCAUCCUCGCGUGGGACUAGUACUACUCUCACUGCCUCGAGGGCUUGACUGGUGGAGGCGGGAGCAGGGAGUAGCUGCGGAGGCGCGGGGAUCCGGGCGGGCGGCGGGCAUGGGGAACGCGAGCGCCAAGGAGGGGGAGAACGGCCACAUGGCGGCGUCGCCGGAGCUGGCGGCGGCUCACAACGGCGGCGGAGGCAGCAGCUCGACGGGAGGCCCCGCCGCGCGGCCCCCGCCGCCGCCGCUCUCGCCGCCAGACGCUGUGAUGCUGGAGCGUCCACCGCCCGUGCCCUAUCUCUUCGCGCCGCAGGUUCCAGUGGCUCCACUGCACAGACCUACCGAGUUUUCUCCCGUUUUCAACCAUUCACCGACAAAUGGCACCAGCGAAUCCACCAACCACCACUCCCAAGAGAAGGGGAUUCCAACUUUGGUUACAUGGAGUCAAGGAGGAAAUGAGGUGUUCCUGGAAGGAUCAUGGGAUAACUGGACAUCGAGGAGGGCAUUAGAGAGGUCUGGCAAAGAUCACGCCAUCUUGUUGGUUCUGCCAUCCGGAGUUUAUCAUUACCGGAUUAUUGUAGAUGGGGAGCUGAGAUACAUCCCUGAACUACCUCAUGCAACUGAUGAAAGAGGGCAAGUGGCCAACCUCCUCGAUGUCCAUGUCAGUAAGGAUGCUAUAUUUCUGUUUCGGCAUUCAAACUUGUGAGAAUUUAAACAGCAAAGAGCCAAAGACAAGCAAAUUACGGGGGAUUACGUUCCGGAGAGCCUCGACAGCGUAGCUGAGUUUGAGGCACCCCCAUCUCCCGAACACAGUUAUGACCUGCAAUACCCAGGUGAUGAGGAAUUCGCCAAGGAACCGCCCACCCUCCCGCCCCAGCUUCUCAUGUCUGUCCUUGGGGACACCGACAACACUGACAAUCAAGCUUCAAAGCCACAGCACGUCGUUCUCAACCAUCUGUUUAUUGAGAAAGGGUGGGGAUCGCAGUCGCUGCUCGCCCUCGGCGUCACCCAUCGGUUUGAAUCCAAGUAUGUGAGCUUUGUGCUUUACAAACCGCUGAAGAGGUGAUGGGUACUGUGAGUGGAAGAAGAGAAUGGUGGCUAGGGACUGAUGAAGGUGAAUAAUGUGUGUGUAGCUGACAUUGUAGCGUUGUAUAGAAGGGAAAUGCAGGAGGUCCUAACUGAUCUUUUUAUGUUUCUUUCACUUUCGACGAAAGCAAUAAAUUAGUUGUUGCCUGAGAUAUUUGCGGAAAUGAAAGGGAGGGGAGUCUCACAAGAGCUUCACUC
Messenger RNA from Sorghum bicolor (sorghum), 1519 nucleotides. Its product is annotated as SNF1-related protein kinase regulatory subunit beta-1. The transcript is spliced from 5 exons. NCBI's taxonomy places the organism in Eukaryota, Viridiplantae, Streptophyta, Magnoliopsida, Poales, Poaceae. The coding region runs from base 27 to 941 and encodes 304 amino acids. The record is from RefSeq and is a predicted model, not a curated record. Gene Ontology annotation, molecular function: protein binding.